GGGCGGGAUCGGUGGCGCUUUACGGCCGGCAGAAGGUGCCGUAAAGCGUGUGCGGCUGGCUUUGCGGCAGGGCAAGUGGUGAGGUAAAUAAUCACAAGAAUUAAGUGGCUAUGUUCAGUGAAAUAUGAAAAAUGGCCAAUCCUUUAAGAGGUGAAGUGCUGAAUCUUUACAAAAAUCUGCUGUACCUUGGAAGGGAAUAUCCCAAAGGAGCAGACUACUUUAGAAGCCGUUUGAAGGCAGCUUUCCUAAAAAAUAAGGAUGUGAAAGAUCCAGAAAAAAUUAAGCAACUAAUUAGUCGUGGAGAAUUUGUUAUAAAAGAGCUAGAGGCCUUGUAUUAUCUCAGAAAGUACAGGGCUAUGAAACAGCGCUACUAUGAGGAUGACAAUAAGAAUAAGUGAUGUGCAAUAUUGUUGACCCUGCGCUUGUAACAAUGCAGGUUAGUGGCUAGGAUGAAUGAAUAAAGAAGAAUGGUUAUGUUAAAGGCAAUGAGACUUAAAUAUUUCCAAACCAAAGGACAUAUUUGAUCACCAUGUCAGUGGCUACAUUACUACAUUUCAAGUGGCUAUUUUAAUUAUUUGAAUAUAAAGUUCUGUGGCAUACAGAUAUGAUCUUAUACUCGUAGCUUAGAGGUUUUGUCCGCCAUUCUGAUCUAUCCUGAACUGAAGCUUGAUGCGCAAAAAUGCUCUGACAGAAAGUUAACCUAAUUUGGUUCUUCACUUCGUUUUCUUCACUGAACAGAUGAAUUUAAAACUGAAUGCAGAUCAGAUAGCUCUAAUAUAUAUAAUGAAAAAAGCUGUUGAUUAAUUGCAGUUAACUCAUUGAUUAACUCAAAAAUCAAUCGCAUUUUUAAUCACACUGUUGAAAAUAGAAUACCAAUUGAGAUUUAUUAUUUUGGAUGUUUUUCUACAUUUUCAUAUCUAUUGUAUUCUGUGUUGUAAUUGAAAUCAGUGUAUAUUUU
Molecule: messenger RNA, 958 nt
Organism: Emys orbicularis (European pond turtle)
Lineage: Eukaryota; Metazoa; Chordata; Testudines; Emydidae
Gene: ETFRF1
Product: electron transfer flavoprotein regulatory factor 1
Exons: 3
Coding region: 132-398 (88 amino acids)
Biological process (GO): respiratory electron transport chain
Cellular component (GO): mitochondrion
Source: RefSeq, a predicted model, not a curated record